AUGGCUGCCAAUCCAAAUGCCACAGUUUCUCUGAGAAUUCUGGUAGAUGAAGACAAGAAGAGAGUAGUUUGUGCAGAAACCAGUAACGAUUUCAUCGACAUACUCUUUGGUUUCCUGACAUUACCAAUGGGCACCAUUGUCCGACUCAUUCGCAAGCAUCGAUCAGAGCUUGGCUGCAUCAGCAACUUGUACCAAAGCAUAGAAAAUCUUAACACAUCCAAUUUCUGGACCAAUGCUUGCAAAGACAUGUUGCUCUAUCCAAGAACUCCAUUAGAAGCAUUUUGCAAGAACUUGAAAGUGAAUGUCAAUGACACAAAGACCACCAAGUACUUCACUUGUUCUGAUUUAUCAUGCAUUUUGAAGAAGAGGUUGUUGAGUAAUUAUGGAUCAUCAACUUAUAUUGUUAGUGAUGAUCUCAGAGUAAUGGCUAGCACACCUGGGCUCUUGUUGAAUUGCUUGGCAAUCUUGGCAUCAAAAGCGUAA
This is a messenger RNA of Camellia sinensis, 483 nucleotides long. NCBI's taxonomy places the organism in Eukaryota, Viridiplantae, Streptophyta, Magnoliopsida, Ericales, Theaceae. The record is from RefSeq and is a predicted model, not a curated record.